CUUAAAUCCUAGUUGAGCUUAAAGUUGUUUACCAAAACAGUAACUUUUUAAAGUUGUAUCAUAGGUUAAGACCGUCAAACGUUAACAGAUCUUUGGAGGGAUUCAUCAAUCCUAAAGAUGAAAAAAAGAGAAUUUCUGCCGACGGCGUGGGUUUUGUUUUUUGUGGUAAUAUCCAUUCUGACCAAUGGAGCCAAUUGUACCAAAAACUGUUCGGACAAUCCAUGUGACGACUUUGCAAAUUGCACAGAUACCGAUGAUGGUUGCUAUACAUGUGAAUGUCAAUCAAUGUAUGCCGGGGAUGCAUAUGGUUGCGAUCUUAUAAUUGUCGACUUUGACCUAAUCAUGCCGCCUGAAGAUAAACCCUCUUCUGUAGACGGCUUGUACAGAAAACAGAAGGAAAAAUGGAAUUCCCGUUCAGUUUGGGCAAACGAAGAUGCUUCGUUGUUCCUUUACAAUUAUGGUGGCGGGGAACCUUAUUGGGAGAUAUCGCCUAAUCCUGAUGGUGGUAGUUAUAUUGCCUUGACUGGAUCUAUUUUUUGGGCAAUACCUGUUACGAAUGAUUGGUGUUAUAAUAAAGGUAGUGGAUUGUGUUAUCCCGACUCCUAUCCUGUACGAUGUGUUAAGAACUGUACUAGCGUAGAGUCCUGCAGAAUUGAAGAACCAUGUGACGAAAAUUGUACAUUAUCUGAUAUUGGAAAUGGAGACAUUGGAUUCGACGGCGACGGGUUUUGCUUGGAAAAGAAAACCGAGGAUUGCGGCAUUUGCGAAAGUUGUCAACAAAAUGCAACGUGUACGCCUCUGAAGUUGGAGCAAUUUGUUUGUUAUGCUGCCUGUAUUUCCGACCAAGGAAAUGAGGGAGAUGGACCUUGCCAACCUAUAACUACCACUCCUACAGAAGCUCCUACCACAACAAUCAUGGAAAGUGCUACAACAACAGAAGCUGUUGAAAUCACGGAUAAUGCUACAACCACAGAUGCUGCUACAACUACAGACGCCGCUACUGCCUCGGGGGGUUCUGGAACCACAGACGCCGCUACUGCCACGGGGGGAUCUGUAACCACAGACGCCGCUACUAGCACAGGGGGAUCUGUAACCACAGACGCCGCUACAACAACGGGAUCUGUUAAUACAACGGGAUCGGGAGCUAGCAACAGCACACAGUUAGCAGAAG
Molecule: messenger RNA, 1171 nt
Organism: Owenia fusiformis
Lineage: Eukaryota; Metazoa; Annelida; Polychaeta; Sabellida; Oweniidae
Source: the annotation of a GenBank genome assembly